AAGAUAUAGAGUUUUUUCGAUAUUCAGAACCAGUUUAUAGCGAAUUUAAAUUUAUAUAGGUAUAUACAGCCCUGUACAUAGUUAUUGUGCAUGCAGCAUAUGUAAUUGUGAUAAAAAAAUGAGAAAUACUUAAUCUACAAUACUUGUAAAUCUGAAGCGUUGUGAUAUUUCGCAACACAAUAUUGGACCACAGCAGCAAGUUAUAAUUAUUAUAACUAAGGAUAACCUAAUUUGGCUAUCUUAAGUGAAGACCAAAGACACCAACGAAGAUGCCAAACAAACCCAAGAAGGAAAAGGGGUCCAAAACCAAUACAGCAAGUUCAAAAUCAAAAGAUGAGGACGAGAAAAAGCCUCAUGCUCAGCAUCACAAUAAUGCUGGUCCUCCAGUCACACAACUUACAAAGGUGAAAUAUGCACCUGGCGUUCCGAUGGUAAAGAAAGAUAAACGUCAAAAUUCAUCAAGAUUCAAUAUUUCAAAGAACAGAGAGCUCGUGAAGAUUCCUGCUUUAAAAGAUGCUGCACCAAAUGACGUUGAAAAUCUGUUUGUAAGAAAACUUCAGCAAUGUUGUGUUGUAUUCGAUUUUGUAACUGAUCCGCUUAGUGAUCUCAAAUGGAAGGAGGUUAAAAGAGCAGCAUUAAAUGAAAUGGUGGAAUACGUUACUCAUAACAGAGGAAUUAUCACUGAGGCAAUUUACCCAGAAGCUGUACAUAUGUUUGCUAUAAAUACAUUUCGAUCUCUUCCACCUCUGAGUAAUCCAAGCGGAGCUGAAUUUGAUCCGGAAGAGGACGAACCUAAUUUAGAAGCAGCAUGGCCUCAUAUACAGCUCGUCUAUGAAUUUUUCUUGAGAUUUUUGGAAUCACCUGAUUUCCAUCCCCCGAUUGCGAAGAAAUAUAUCGAUCAAAAGUUCGUUUUGGAGCUUCUCAACCUAUUUGAUAGUGAAGAUCCACGUGAGAGAGAUUUCCUCAAAACUACUCUGCACAGAAUUUAUGGAAAAUUUCUUGGAUUGAGAGCUUACAUCAGAAAGAAUAUAAACAAUAUAUUUUAUAAAUUUAUUUAUGAAAUGGAGAGACACAAUGGCAUUGCAGAGUUACUUGAGAUAUUAGGAAGCAUCAUCAAUGGAUUCGCACUUCCAUUGAAAGAAGAACACAAAGUAUUUUUAGUGCAAGUUCUUAUUCCACUUCAUAAAGCGAGAUCUCUCAGUGUAUAUCAUCCUCAGCUUGCAUACUGUGUCGUACAAUUCCUGGAGAAAGAUUCUUCUCUCACCAAACCGGUUGUUGAUGGACUGCUGAAGUUUUGGCCUAAAGUUCACAGCCCUAAAGAAGUCAUGUUUCUCAAUGAACUUGAAGAAAUACUUGACGUGAUUGAGCCUACGGAAUUCACAAAAAUUAUGGUUCCUCUAUUCAAACAACUUUCUAGAAGUGUUUCCAGCCCUCACUUCCAGGUUGCAGAACGUGCUUUAUAUUUCUGGAAUAACGAAUAUAUCAUGAGUUUAGUCAGUGACAACACAGAUGCUGUUCUUCCCAUCAUAUUUCCUGCUCUUUAUAAGAAUUCCAAGACACACUGGAACAAGACAAUACAUGGACUGAUAUACAAUGCAUUGAAAAUCUUCAUGGAAAUGAAUCAGACGCUAUUUGAUGAAUGCACACAGAAAUAUAAAAUGGAAAAGCAGAAGGAGAAACAAAAACAAAAGGAGAGAGAACAAUGCUGGGAAAAACUUUGCACAUUGGCAGUAAAGAAUCCUCAGGCCAUAGCUAUUUUCAACCAAGGAACUCUGACUCCAUUUACCGAUUCUCUGAUAGCGGCCUCUGACCAUCCACUAACAUCAUUGAUGGGAUCUGGCGACGCAGGUGUAGCUCUAGCACCAGCUGGUACCGUUGUGGCAGGCCAACAAAAUAUGGAUGUCACUGAUAUAGAAAAGGAUCUCACUCUCUCUCAUGUUUCAAAAGAAGCAGAAGAGGGUAAGAAAGCACUCAAAGGACCCCGUAACUUGAUUCGUAGAAAAUCGGAGCUACCACAAGACAUGUACACGAUGAACGCGUUGGAGUCUCACAAGAGAGCGGAGGAUCACCUAACAACAAAUAUCGAAAACAGUUAAAAUGCACACGAUUGUUUUCUCGCCGUCCGACUACGUAAGGUGAUUUAUAAGUGAAUAUUUUCAAUCAAGUAAAAUCUCUAUUGAUAUAAGCUUUUUCAAUAGAUGAACUUGGUUAGUUCAGUCAGAUUUACCAUGUCACACGCUUCAGCUAUCGCUUUGCGUUGUAUUGUUCUGUGAUGUUACUUUAAUAUCCAUCAGCAACCUGCAAUGUCAUGUUAUUGUGAUGUCUUGCGUAUCACCAACCAUUCACCAUAGUCAUGUGACGUUUUCAAAUUUCACCAAGAUAUAGGAAAUCUCACUUUUCUCCUCCCAUGUCAUAUAAUAGCUUAUGGAUAUGGUGUGCUUUUUUUCUACUCUUGUUUUCAAGGCUUAUAUCAGAUGCCUUGCUUUAUUACUAUGGUUGCCUAUCUGUUUUUAUCAUCUUUUUUUCCAGAUGGUAUUCUUCCCACACAUAAUUCAGUCAAUAAGAUAUACAAGAUUAAAAAGUAAUGUAAUGAUAGGCAAGCAUUUUUUAGUGAAAAAAUCCUCAACAUGUAAUAUCGUAAGACUAGGACAAUGAGGAUCUUGUUCCAAGCGAUGUUUUUUCAUAAGUACCUUCGUUUAUUGCUAGGAUAAUAAUUUAUAUACGGGUACUUGGAGUAACUAACUCAGCUAUUUACAUACCAUGCCUUGAUUGGCAAUGAGAAGCUGAUAUUUGCCAUGUGAUAGAGCUGUCUUAUAGGCUUUCCUCACCCGGUAAUUCAUGGAAUAAUUCGAGUAUAGAAUUCUCUAAUGAUUGAUAUAGCUGUGUUUCCACUAACGGCGAGUGGCAUGCUAUAAUUUCAAUACCUAUUAUUCUCUCUGCAUAUAACCUCAACCUAAUUUUGGAAUGUCUGUCUAAAUUGUAUGAAAACCCCAAUUCUGUUUUUUUCUUCUUUUUUCUAUUUGAUUACAGUGUAGAAUGUUAUUUAGGUAAUGAUGAUUUCGUUUUUCACGUUUAAGCUGUUGUAAAUAUUACUUGUUAUAUUUCCUGUCAUAUCAAUUUGUAAAUGUACAUUCAAAUGUAAAACAGUGAUCCCUUUGACUAUCCGUAUGCUGUUGUCGAUGAAAGGGUGUCAUUGUAUAUUUGCGUGUGGAAAUUUGUUGAUUGUUAAUUCCGUAAAUUGGGAUUUAGCGUUGAAACCGAUUAUGAUAUAUCUAUUUUUCUGACAUCAAUGCAGAACAAACGGAAGAUACUAACUUAAUUCAACUUGUUCAUUCAACUUGUUCCAUGUAAAAUACAUUGAUCUGUGAAAUAACUAGUAUCCGCUGUUAAAAUGGCAUAUCAUGCCUGAUAACAGAAUGUGUACUUACUGACAAUGUUUAUCAAUGUCGUUUGACAUACUUAUAAAUAUUUUUAUUCAAUAUUGUCGGUCUUCACAAAAUGGUUAUUCUAAUAAACGUUUAUUUUGGCGCAAUCUGUCCAUUUGAUACCAUAAAGCAAUUAUGAUUCUGUGCAUGGUAGGACUUGACAUUGGCGACGAAAUUCAAUAAAAAAUUAAGAUUUUGAUAUUAUCGUUUGGAAGUGCAAGUGCAGUCACGGCCCCCUUCAUUUACUUUUGUACUUGCAUCUUUGGCCUUGUGCAACUUUUCCCUCGACUGUUUUGUAUUUGAAAAGUUAUUAAUAUUGUUUAUCCCUGUUUUGGGUUUUCAGUAUCGGAUAAUAUGUUCCAUAACCACUUCUAAUAACUGGAUUCAGUUACUAAGCCGUUUUCAAUUAGUUUUUGGUACGCAUCAAAAUUUUGUAACAUAGCCUUUAUUACUGAUUCAAUAUACUUUUCUGGAUAUUGUUUCUCAUCUAAAUAUGAAUGAUGAUUAUUAUUUUGUUUCUUGGAACUAUGGUGUUGUACUCAAUAUAAAUAUGAGUCUUAGUAUAUCACAAUUGAUUGAAUAUUAUGACAAUUAUUUAUAAUAAAAUUAUUGUCGUCUUCACGACACAUCUUU
This is a messenger RNA of Styela clava, 4058 nucleotides long. RefSeq names its product serine/threonine-protein phosphatase 2A 56 kDa regulatory subunit gamma isoform-like. Gene Ontology annotation, cellular component: cytosol; nucleus; protein phosphatase type 2A complex. Gene Ontology annotation, molecular function: protein phosphatase activator activity. The record is from RefSeq and is a predicted model, not a curated record. Gene Ontology annotation, biological process: protein dephosphorylation; signal transduction. NCBI's taxonomy places the organism in Eukaryota, Metazoa, Chordata, Ascidiacea, Stolidobranchia, Styelidae.